This is a messenger RNA of Pocillopora meandrina, 626 nucleotides long. The record is from the annotation of a GenBank genome assembly. NCBI's taxonomy places the organism in Eukaryota, Metazoa, Cnidaria, Anthozoa, Scleractinia, Pocilloporidae.
GUCCCUAUUGCAACUGCUGAUCCGGGCACUUCCUCAGUUCGGGUGAAGAGGGAGAAACCAGACUCUCUCCAAGCCUCCGCUCGGGCCGUGACGAAUCCCAAGUCUACUCCUUUUCCGAGCAUGGUAAGGCUUGGUUACCUUUCUCAGAAUCAAGCUGUCGCCAACACAUCAAAGAUGGCUGGAAGGGUGCUCGUUCGGUUCCAGUGCACUCUCUGCUCAAAAACUUUUUCCAGAUCAGGCACUUUAAAGGUAAAUGUUUAUUUUAGAACUUACACAUUUUCCCGCGCUUGGUACUGGACGAUUGUUUCUGCUUGGUUCAACUACUUAGAAAAUCAAGGAACCUCUCACACACUUGCCAACGGAUUUGUUCAUGACAGAAUAUACUCGGUGCCGUAAAUUAAUGUUUUUCCUAUUUUCAGGUUCAUAUGCGGAUUCAUACUGGCGAGAAACCUUUCCAAUGCCGGUUCUGCUCGAAACAAUUCGCUCAAUCCGGGAACCUUUCUUCUCAUGAAAGGAUCCACACAGGUGAAAAGCCAUUUGAAUGCAAGUACUGCGGAAAACGUUUCACCCAGUCCUCCGCGCAGAAAAGCCAUAUGAUGACUCAUAUUAACAAGCAACUGCUAUGA